Molecule: messenger RNA, 435 nt
Organism: Peronospora belbahrii
Lineage: Eukaryota; Oomycota; Peronosporomycetes; Peronosporales; Peronosporaceae
Source: the annotation of a GenBank genome assembly
AUGGAGGGCAAGAUUGAAUCUGUUCAGGUCUUUGGCCGCAAGAAGAACGCAACGGCUGUUGCUUACUGCAAGCGUGGCCAAGGUCUGAUCAAAGUGAACGGCACGCCCAUUGAACUCGUAGAACCGGAGAUCCUGCGUGUCAAGACCUACGAACCUGUGCUUUUGCUUGGCCAGCAGCGUUUUGCUAACGUGGACAUUCGUAUUCGUGUAAAGGGUGGUGGUCACACUGCGCAGAUCUAUGCGAUCCGUCAGGCUAUUGCCAAGGCUAUUGUUGCUUACUACCAGAAGUAUGUGGACGAGGCAUCUAAAAAGGAGAUUAAGGACAUUUUGCUUGCCUACGACCGUACGCUCCUGGUAGCUGAUCCUCGUCGCUGCGAGGCCAAGAAAUUUGGUGGUACCAGUGCUCGCGCUCGUUUCCAAAAGUCAUACCGUUAA